Siniperca chuatsi (mandarin fish) is the source of this 5961-nucleotide messenger RNA. RefSeq names its product 1-phosphatidylinositol 4,5-bisphosphate phosphodiesterase beta-1 (gene plcb1l). Gene Ontology annotation, molecular function: calmodulin binding; calcium ion binding; phosphatidylinositol-4,5-bisphosphate phospholipase C activity. Gene Ontology annotation, biological process: phosphatidylinositol-mediated signaling; memory; lipid catabolic process. NCBI's taxonomy places the organism in Eukaryota, Metazoa, Chordata, Actinopteri, Centrarchiformes, Sinipercidae. The record is from RefSeq and is a predicted model, not a curated record. Gene Ontology annotation, cellular component: cytoplasm; nuclear speck. The transcript has 34 exons. The coding region runs from base 259 to 3807 and encodes 1182 amino acids.
AUGUCUUAGCUGUAUGUCGCUCAGUCAGUCAGUUAGUGGCCCCGGUCCGCUGCGCCUGCGUCCGCCUCCACAGCUCUCCAAAGCCGAGACGCGCCACCGCCGCCUUCAAUGCGGGCAUGACUUACUGGCAGCAGUAGUGGGCUUCCGUCAGCCUGCUUUUAAGCAGAUUACAAAAGGAGAGGAAGCGAUAUAAGAGUAGAAGAGAGUGAAGUGACUCAUUUCUACCCCUGCCGUGCGUCGAGAAGAGUAGAUGAGUCAAUGGCAGGGGCACAGCCUGGAGUUCAUGCGCUGCAGCUCAAGCCAGUGUCCGUGCCCGAGAGCCUAAGAAAGGGCAACAAAUUUAUGAAAUGGGAUGAUGAUUCUACCACUGUGACCCCGGUGACUCUAACAGUCGACCCCAAAGGUUACUUUCUGUAUUGGACCGACCAGAACAAGGAUACGGAACUACUGGAUAUAGCGUACAUAAAAGAUGCCAGAAAUGGAAAGUGCACCAAAACGCCAAAGGAAGCCAAGCUGCGUGAACUACUGGAUGUCAGCACCCUGGCAGGGAAGAUGGAGAACAGGAUGCUGACGGUGGUGAGCGGCCCUGACAUGGUCAACAUCACCUAUCUGAACUUCAUGGCCUUCCAGGAAGAGACGGCUAAGGAAUGGGCCGAAGAGCUGUUCAACCUGGCAUCUAACCUCUUGCUACAGAACAUGUCAAGAGAGGCCUGCCUUGAGAAAGUAUACACUCGGCUGAAGCUGCAGCUCAACCCUGAGGGGCGAAUCCCCGUCAAGAAUAUCUUCAGGAUGUUCUCAGCAGACAGGAAGCGAGUAGAGACAGCCCUGGAAAACUGUAACCUCCCUUCUGGCAGAAAUGACUCCAUCCCCCAGGAAGAUUUCACUCCAGAUGUCUAUAACAUGUUCCUGAGCAACAUCUGCCCCAGAUCUGAGCUGGACCACAUCUUCUCUGACGUGGGGGCUAAGAGUCGUCCAUACCUCACUGUGGAGCAGAUGACAGAGUUUAUUAACAGUAAACAGCGAGACCCUCGUCUGAACGAGAUACUCUACCCUCCUCUCAAACCAGAACAGGUCCAGGUGCUGGUGGACAAAUAUGAACCCAAUGCUUCGCUGGCACAGAAAGGUCAGAUCUCAGUGGAAGGCUUUGCCAGGUAUCUGAAUGGGGAGGAGAACACCAUCAUCCCCCCCGAGAAGCUGGACCAGAGCGAAGACAUGACUCUUCCCCUCUCCCACUAUUUCAUCAACUCCUCACACAACACAUACCUCACAGCUGGCCAGCUCGCAGGGAACUCUUCAGUCGAGAUGUACAAGCAGGUUCUCCUGUCAGGGUGCCGCUGCAUUGAACUGGACUGCUGGAAGGGGCGCACCACAGAAGAAGAGCCUGUCAUCACUCACGGCUUCACCAUGACAACUGAAAUCUCCUUCAAGGAGGUGAUCGAGGCUAUAGCAGAGUGUGCCUUCAAGACCUCGCCCUUCCCCAUCAUCCUGUCUUUUGAGAACCACGUGGACUCACCAAAGCAGCAGGCUAAGAUGGCAGAGUACUGCCGGUCAAUAUUUGGAGAUGCAUUACUGACAGAACCUCUGGAGAAAUAUCCGCUGGAGUCUAGUGUGCCCCUACCCAGCCCGAUGGAGCUGAUGGGGAAGAUCUUGGUGAAGAACAAGAAGAAACACCACAAGACAGACGGAAGCACCAAGAAGAAACUGUCGGAGCAGGUUUCCAACACCUACAGCGAUUCUUCCAGUGUGUGUGAGCCCUCCUCCCCUAGCGCAGGUUCAACCAAAGAGGAGAUGGCAGAUUCCUCGCAGCCUUCUGAGGGUGCCGAGCUCAGCCUGAGGCCGCAGGGCAGAAAAUCUAUUGGUGAGGUGGAGGCAGAAAGUGAGGAUGAAGAUGAUGAUGAUGACGACUGUAAAAAGGGCUCAAUGGAUGAGGGUACAGCAGGCAGUGAGGCAUUUGCUACAGAAGAAAUGUCCAACCUGGUCACCUACAUCCAGCCAGUCAAGUUUAACAGCUUCGAGGCUUCCAAAAAGAUCAAUCGCAGCUUCCAGAUGUCAUCCUUCGUAGAGACCAAAGCUUUGGAGCAACUCACCAAAUCUCCUGUAGAGUUUGUGGAAUACAACAAACUGCAGCUGAGCAGGAUCUACCCUAAAGGCACCCGAGUGGAUUCAUCCAACUACAACCCUCAGCUCUUCUGGAACGCCGGCUGUCAGCUGGUGGCUCUCAAUUUCCAAACCAUUGAUUUGUCCAUGCAGUUGAACCUGGGCAUGUAUGAGUACAAUGGGAAAUGUGGCUACAGACUCAAACCAGAGUUUAUGAGGCGGCCGGACAAACACUUUGACCCUUUCACUGAGAGCACAGUGGAUGGGAUAGUAGCCAACACACUGUCUGUAAAGAUCAUCUCAGGCCAGUUCCUGUCAGAUAAGAAAGUAGGCACAUACGUGGAGAUCGACAUGUUUGGCUUACCAGUGGACACCAAGAGGAAAGCCUUCAAGACCAAGACAUCUCAGGGCAACGCCAUCAACCCUGUCUGGGAAGAGGAGGCCAUUGUCUUCAAGAAGGUUGUUCUGCCCACACUUGCUUCAUUAAGGAUAGCUGUGUUUGAAGAAGGAGGGAAGUUCAUCGGCCACCGUAUCAUUCCUGUGUCAGCCAUCCGUCCAGGCUAUCACUACAUCAGUCUAAGGAACGAGAAGAACCAGUCCCUGACUUUGCCUGCUCUGUUCGUGUAUGUAGAAGUAAAGGACUAUGUCCCAGACACAUUUGCAGAUGUAAUUGAAGCCUUGUCCAAUCCCAUCCGCUAUGUCAACCUGAUGGAGCAGAGAGCCAAUCAGCUGGCUGCUCUCACUUUGGAGGAGGGAGGAGAGGAAGAGGGUGACAAAGAGGUGGAGGCAGGAAGUGAUGCCCCCUCAGAAUCUAAGGUGGACCAGAGGGUAACAUUGCCCGCAGAGAACGGACUGAGCCACACACCCAUUAUCGCCCCGAAACCCCCUUCGCUGGCCGGCCACCAGCCCCAGUCUGCAGGCUCAUUGAAACCAUCAGUGAAGACUGAAGACAUCAUUCACAGUGUCCUCACUGAAUUAGAAGCUCAGACAGUGGAGGAGUUGAAGCAACAGAAGGGCUUUGUUCGAGAGCAGAGGAAGCAGUACAAGGAGAUGAAAGAGCUGGUUCGGAAACACCAUCGCAAGACCAGUGAGCUGAUCAAGGAGCACACCGCUCGUGUGUCCGAGCUACAGAGCCAGCAUCAGCGCCGGCGCUCUGCCCUGCAGAAAAGCCACAAACGAGACGGUAAGAAAAGUCGGUCCGACCACUCUCUGUCGACCCUGGACCAGGAGCUGUGUGAGCUGGAUCAGGAGUGCAGCCAGAGGCUUGCAGAGCUGAAGGAGCAGCAGCAGCAACAGCUCCUCACACUUCGCCAGGAGCAGUACUACAGCGAAAAGUACCAGAAACGAGAACACAUCAAGCAGCUGGUUGAGAAGCUCACCACUAUAACAGAGGAGUGCCAGAGUGCUCAGCUCAAAAAGAUGAGAGAUGUCUGUGAGAAAGAAAAGAAGGAUCUUAAGAAGAAAAUGGACAAGAAAAGGCAAGAGAAGAUCAAUGAAGCCAAAUCUAAAGACAAGAAUGUGACGGAAGAAGAGAAGCUAGAGAUCAAUAGAUCGUUUGUCAACGAGGUGGUGCAAUAUAUCAAACGGUUGGAAGACGCACAGAGUAAAAGACAGGAGAGACUACUGGAGAAGCACAAGGAUAUCCGCCAGCAAAUCCUGGAUGAAAGGCCAAAGGAUGAUUGUGCAGCUGAAGAGCAUGCUACAGAGUGAUCUGGACCAGGAGUACCAAGACAAAUUUCGCCGGCUACCCGUGGAGAUCCAAGAGUUUGUUCAGGACAGCAGCAAGGCCAAGGUUAGCGACGACGGUGUCUAUGGAAACCUUGUUGCCUCCUCAACAACAGAGAAGCUCAACCACAAGGCGUCGCAGUCAGAGGACGACACAGAGGAGUGCUCGUCAGAACGAGUCUACGACACGCCCCUUUAGAGAUUUAACCUUGGCGCUUUGCUUCACACUGGGACACUGAUUGGUGGAUGUGUUUGUGACCACAGAUCUAGGACAAGACUGCCCCAACAUUGGUCCUAAUUUUAACCAAUGGAAGGAUUAGAUCAAAUCUGAGCCUGAAUUGGUGAGUAGAGUCCUCUCUGCGUAGAGUGCAGUCUUGUCUGGAAAACCGUUUCAUAUAAAUAGUAACUUUUUGUGUAUUUAUAUGUUACCUUUAUGUUGUCGUCUCUUUCGGUACGGCCACAGUAUGUGUUACAAAGCACUAACUAUUUGCAGGAAAUAACUUACUUGAACUAUUGCACAGAGAGAGUAGUUUCUUUUAUUAUUUUUUAUUAUCAUGAUAUUGACAGUAGUGGUGGUCAGUGAGGUGUGUGGUGCCAAGGUUUUGAAUUCACUUACAGUGGAUAUUGUCAUUUAAGUGGAGUCAACUUGUACUGUAAAGAAACCACUGCAUAUUCAGCCUUUAGAGCUUCCAUCUUUAUACGAUUUAGAUUCACCCUUACAUAUUUGCACUGAAGGCUCACAACGUAACUAUGUAACUCUUUUACUUUAACCCAGAGGCACUGGUGGCUUGCUGGUUCUCGAUUUUGUUCUCACAGAACUAAGCCUAUGUGUUGCUGCUACUUUGUUUUAAAACCCAUAAUUUUUUAACCAUUAUUUGGUUUGUAUGAUAUUUGGCAUGGUAAUAUAAUGCAGUGCUCUGUCAUUCUUUUUUUUGUUUGGCUAUUUUUUUUUAACAAGUUUGCAUUGUUUGUGGGCAAUUCUGCCAAGAGAGGAAGUAAAGGGAAAGUGUGUUGUACAGUAUCUGCAUGUAUUUGAACAACUGUAAAUGUUACAGUAGCUCUGUAACAGAGAUGUUUAUUAAAUGUAAAUCUAUUUUCUCGGAAACAUUUAAACUAAACCUGUGGACCCAGUGUGGCUUCAUACAUCACUGUGGCGUAAGCUGAACUGGACUAAAAUAAGUAACAACAUACCCAACAGUAGCUGGCUCAAAUUAACAGGUUACACAUUGUAUUCUUUACCUUUGUCCCCUUGAACAAAAACAGUCAAACCAGGCUAUUCAAACAGAAGAAGAGGAUCCUGCUGUAGUUUUAUAGAAGUGGCCUUCCUCUUAACUAGUUCAUUGCGUACCUACAGGGGAAUGUGCGUGCAGUUCCCAAGCACACAGAGCAGAUGUCCAGGUCCACAGAAAAUUCGUCGCCAAAUGUGUGGCGUUAUUCUCAAUAUUCACCAAAAACUGGUAGCUGAAGUGGGGAAAUAGUUCAGUUAUGUUUAAACAGACCCCAAACGCUCAGUUUAUAUCUGUAAAACACCAGCGUCAACAUGAUGUAAUGAAUAACUGGGCUAUUUCCUCUUCAACUAAAGCACUGUUCCCAUUUAGUAACCAUAAGGAAGUAUUUUUGACUUCCUAACUGUCCAGUGCCAUUUAACUCAAUGGUCAUUUGAUAUCAAAUCAUAUUUCAGCUGGGGGGAAAAAAAGUUGAAAGUGAAGGAUUACCUGACAUGUAAGUACAAACUACUUUAAAAAAGAUGAUAUUGAUGUGAGAGUCCUGUGCCUUUGAAUAGGUUUGCCUUGUUUGAUGUUGAAUGUGUGAAAUGCAUCAUUGUUUGAAUUGCCAUUAUAUUAUAUUAUAUGAAGCUGUCUGAUAUUGAAUAGACCGUGUGCACUUUUAAGUACAGUACCACUACUGAGUAAUGCUUGUGAUGAGCAGUGUUUGACAUGUGUCUCAUAAGAAAUGCGAGACAUCUUUCUUUUUUGUCUUGAACCACUUUAUUUAACAGCCCCCCCACUCAUCAACUUAAGUGUAUGCACUCUGGAAAUGUAAAUGUAUGUAUGACAUAAAGGAUAAAAAUGAAGCUGAUAAAAAAUAUAGUGUAAAGGGAAUUUGCCUGUAAUUAAAAUAAAUGUGGCUAUUAUUGUA